UUGUUUCAAUAUGGCGGCGGUUGCUGAGGGAGAAACGGAUGCUGCUGGGAUUUAUUGGAUUAAUGACCCUUCAGAAGACGAGCAGUCCGUAGUGUUUGUUCCAGGAGUGAGUAAAAAGAUGGGUCUGAGGUCGGUGUCCGUAAGCAGUAAUGAAAAGAAGGCCAAACCUGCCUUAGACAUCAAAAGGAGGACUGGGAAAAAACCGGACCGAAUAACGGAUGCACCCGUGGCGAAGACGUCUUUGCAGAAGAUCUCUGAAUUUACGUCCAAUUCCAAAACGCUACCUCGGGUGUCGGCAACGUCAGAGUCGCAGGACGUCUCUCAUAGAUUGCACGUCCAAAGCAAGGCUUCCUUGAAGGACCUAUGUCCGGAAGACAAGCGUCGCAUCGCUAACCUGAUCGAAGAGCUGGCUAAAGUAAGUGAAGAGAAAGAAGUGUCUGUGCAGAGGCUCAAAGAUGAACAGGAGACGUUUGAGAAAAAGAUCCAACAGCUGGAAGAGCAGAAUCAACUCAUCGUACAGGAAAGAGAACGCUUGCAGCAGCAGUACAAGGAGUGUCAGGAGCUGCUGGGACUCUAUCAGCAGUACCUUUCCCAACAGCAGGAGAAACUCAACCAGUCCAUCUCCCAGCUGAAUCACUCACACUCGCACUACGAGAUAGCCAGCAGUGAGAGAACAUUAAGCAGAGCCCAUAGUGGGAGAGGAAGAGGUGCUGCUGUCAAUGGCUCUUAUUUGGAUCCCCCUAAUUCAGGAAGAACAGGGUCAGCAGGUUGUGCUCACUCAUUUUUAGCUGGCGUCAGUUCUGGGCCAUCUCCCAUGCCUGCAUGCUGUAUUGAGCGUAACCAAGGAAGGCAUGAGGAAGACGCAGCAGAUGUCCACAAGUGUCCACGGGGUGCUUGGAGUGAGUCAGCACAUGACACGCGCCCUAAAAGGGAUCAGGUGGCCAACGACGCCACCAAGCCGAGAGACUCGUGGCACAGAUUGGGACUGAAAAAUGGAACCGGAUGCUGCGCAGAUGAGCCCAGUGAGACAGUGCCCUACGUUGGCAGGGAGGACUGGGAGGAGAAGCGCCAGCGUUUGCUGGUUCAGAAGAAGCAGCUGGAGGCGGAAAGAGAGCGGCUGCAGGCUCGCCUUGCUGAGCAAGAAGAGAGGCUGCUAAAACAGAACCAGGAGCUCAGACAAUCCCGUCUCAACCACAGCAAGUUCCAGCAAGAAUUUGAGCAGUCCUUUAAUGAAAUCAGAUUUAAUGAAGCACCUCACCCCAGUGUCGCUGCAGAUCCACACAGUGAAAGAAAAUCAGGAGGUCUUCAAGCCUUGAAGGGAAGUGUCAGACAGCCUUUAAAUGAAGUUCAACCACAGGAGCACAACCUUCCACAAGCUGAACCCAGACUUUCAAAAGAUCUCUCCACAGUUGCUAUGAAGGAUAUGGCCACCUCUCCUGUGCAUUCCCAGAACGUCCAGAAGUCUUCUCUACAGCGGGCGUACCCCGUCAGCCAUCCCAGAACCCCCGAGUCACCAAAGUUGGAUUCCUCUCUGAUUGAGCUCUUGGAUAUUUUUAGUCCGAUUAGUAAUGCGGAGAGAAGCAGAGUCAGCUGGUCUACACGCAGGAGUCUCACUGGCCCUCGUCAGCCUCUCGGUGCCGUUCGGCCCGCGCACAGCUCUGUGCUUUCUCCCCGAGGCCAAACACAUCCCUCACAGGAAGAGCUGCAGGAGAGUCAGAUUCUAGAGGACAUCUUCUUCAUCUGAUAAAAAAAAAUAAUCAUCUUCACCAGAACCUUAAUGAGCGCACAAAACGCCGCCUAAUAAUGCACAAGGAGCUAAAUCGCUAACCAUAAAACAACUGUGCAUUUAUUUUAUUUCUAAUUUCAUUACUAGAUUUCUAAUUAUUUGUUCGUCUCAUAUUGCUUUACGAGGCCUUUGUAUUACUGCCUUAAUUGUAAACUUAUGCCAUAGUAAUCAUGGGUUUUAUUAUUUGUAAGUUAAACUUUUUUUUAAAUCUAAUGAUAAUAAAUAUGUAUUUAUUAAUUUUUGCUUCUGAGGUCCAAAUUAAAGCAGGGUGCACACUUCAUGACUUAUGCAUCCGCCAUAACAUUAAAACCACCUGCCUUUAUUGUGUAGGUCCCCCUUGUGCCACCAAAACAGCUCUGACCCGUCGAGGCAUGGACUCCACAAGACCUCUAUAGUUGUGCUGUGGUAUCUGGCACCAAGACAUUAGCAGCAGAUCCUUUAAGUCCUGUAAGUUGCGAGGUAGGGCCUCCAUGGAUCGGACUUGUCUGUCCAGUACAUCCCAGAGAUGCUCAAUCGGAUUGAGAUCUGGGGAAUUUGGAGGCACCUCAAACAGGGUGGCAGGGUGUGUUAUCCUGCUGAAAGACGCCACUGCAAUUAGACAAUACCAUUGCCAUGAAGGGGUGUACUUGGUCUGCAACAUUGUUUAGGUUUUGGCUGUGGGGAUUUGUGCUCAUUCAACCACAAGAGUCUUAGUGAGGUUGGGCACUUAAGUGAGGUGAGAAGGUCUGGAGUGGCAUCGGCUUUCCAGUUCAUCCCAAAGGUGUUCAUUCGGGUUGAGGUCAGGGCUCUGUGCAGGACACCCGAGUUCUUCAAUACCCACCUGGCAAACCAUGUCUUCAUGGAGCUCGCUUUGUGCACAUGGGCAUUGUCAUGUUGGAACAGGUUUGGGCUGCUUAGUUCCCCUGAAAAAGUGUAAUGAUGCAGCAAGCAAAGCCAUUCUAUACAAUUGUGUGCUUCUAGUGUUGUGGCAAACGUUUGGGGAAGGACCACAUAUAAGUGUGGUGUCCACAAACUUUUGGCCAUACGGUGUGGUUCAGAAUAGAUGAAACCAAUUCUACAGCUCUCUUCACAAGACUAUGCUGGAAUCAUUUCUUUUUUCUUUAGCUUUAAUGGACAUUAACACAUUGAUUAUAACUUUGCAUGAAGUAUCAAGGUGCGCUAGACUUUUUAAAUCCCACUGCCUCUUAAAUAACUUCCUCCUGCAGUUAUUUUUGGUGUCCUUUAAAAACUAAAUCAAAUAGAAAUAAAAAUUUUUGCAAUGUGGAAUAGUGAAUUCUGUUAUGACCGGCGCUGUCAGAGCCGCGGGUUGCGCAUCACUAUCCAGUUGAUGCUUUCUUUCAAACAAAACGGCCAAAAUAAAGUGAUGUCCUGUAACAGCUUUUGAAAAGACAACUAGUCACCUAGUCUUAAUAUUUUUAUAAAUUAGUGGUUGACUAGUAAAAAUGAGCAGUUGUGCAACCCCUUUAGUGUGUGUAAUAAAAUCAAUUCGAAUGAAAUCAGUGAA
Ictalurus punctatus (channel catfish) is the source of this 3290-nucleotide messenger RNA. Its product is annotated as KIAA1328 ortholog. NCBI's taxonomy places the organism in Eukaryota, Metazoa, Chordata, Actinopteri, Siluriformes, Ictaluridae. The coding region runs from base 11 to 1744 and encodes 577 amino acids. The record is from RefSeq and is a predicted model, not a curated record. The transcript is spliced from 12 exons.